Molecule: messenger RNA, 2380 nt
Organism: Heterocephalus glaber (naked mole-rat)
Lineage: Eukaryota; Metazoa; Chordata; Mammalia; Rodentia; Bathyergidae
Source: RefSeq, a predicted model, not a curated record
CCGGACUCUGCCGGAAGUCUCUCCGGGCCGCGGCGGAAACGGAAAGCUCUUCGGGAAGGAAGGAGUAGUGGCGUGUGAAUUUAGGUGUCGCUAGGUGAGCUGGUGUGAAGGGAGGCCGCUAGGGUCAGCUCGAUCCCGGUGGGAAAGGGAGGGGCCUGAGGACAGGGGUCCGAGUAGGAGGGGGCCAGUGGGCGGUAGCCGAAAUCUGACCGGCUUCGAAGGGCGGGGUCGCGACGCUCCAGAGGGCACGAGGCCCCGAGACCUGGGACUUAGCGGUAGCCGAUCCGUCGACCCUGAGCUCACGGGAGGGGAACCUCAAGGCCUCCGUCAUGGCGGUGCGAGCGUCUUUCGAGAACAACUGUGAGAUCGGUUGCUUUGCCAAACUCACCAACACCUACUGCCUGGUGGCCAUCGGAGGAUCAGAGAACUUCUACAGCGUGUUCGAGGGCGAGCUCGCCGAUACCAUCCCCGUGGUGCACGCGUCCAUCGCCGGCUGCCGCAUCAUCGGGCGCAUGUGUGUGGGGAACAGGCACGGGCUCCUGCUGCCCAACAACACCACUGACCAGGAGCUGCAGCACAUUCGCAACUGCCUCCCAGACUCAGUGCAGAUCCGGCGGGUGGAGGAGCGGUUAUCAGCCCUGGGCAAUGUUACCACCUGCAAUGACUAUGUGGCCUUGGUCCACCCAGACCUGGACAGGGAGACAGAAGAAAUCCUGGCUGAUGUGCUCAAGGUGGAGGUCUUCAGACAGACAGUGGCUGAACAGGUGUUAGUGGGAAGCUACUGUGUCUUCAGCAAUCAGGGAGGGCUGGUGCAUCCCAAGACUUCAAUUGAAGAUCAGGAUGAGCUGUCCUCUCUUCUCCAGGUGCCCCUUGUGGCGGGCACUGUGAACCGAGGCAGUGAGGUGAUUGCUGCUGGGAUGGUGGUGAAUGACUGGUGUGCCUUCUGCGGGCUGGACACAACCAGCACGGAACUGUCGGUGGUGGAGAGCGUCUUCAAGCUGAAUGAGGCCCAGCCCAGCACCAUUGCCACCAGCAUGCGGGAUUCCCUCAUUGACAGCCUCACCUGAGUCACCUUCCAUGCUGCUCCUGGGCUCCAGCCUCUGGACUUUGGCUCCUACCCCCACACCUGACCUGGUCUGGACUUGCUGCUGCCAGGAAGGUGUGGCAGAGGGAUCAGUGAAACGGAGUGGAUGGCGCCUCAGCCCUGCACCGGUCCCAUCUUCUGAAUCUGUUGUUCCUGCAAAAACCUUCAUGUGCUCUGGCUCCUGGAUGUCCUCUGCUGUUCUGGGGGACCCCAUUAAAGGGCACCUGCCUCUGGCCAUUCUGAGUGUGCUGUCUGUGGGCCUCAGCCUGUGCAACACCCUCUCCCCAUUUCAAGCAUUCUGGGAGGGCAGAAGGGGAGAGACAUACACAGGACACAGACUUCUCUGUCAUUAUCAACAGGAGGCCUCAUCCCGGGGCAAGAGGAAGAAGCACUCCUUUGUGUUCUCACAUUUUCCACACAGCUUGUCUUGGUCUUUAUAAGAAGAGACGCGUUUAACCUUUUACAUCCCACGUCAGGGCAUUUUUUACCUUUUUGACCUAAGGUGAAUGGAGGUGACUGCCCUAGGCACCACCAAGCCUCCCUUGCAUUGGUAGCCGAGUCGGUAUGGCGGCCAGGGGCUGUGAGGCCGUUCCCAGGCUGGACAGGGCGGGGCGUCGAGGGCUGGGCUGGCGCUGUGCUUGUGGCCCCGCCCCGGGUGAGAGCUGGGGUUUCCUUCCUGGAGGAAGUCGAGCCACGUCCGCCGGUGAUGACGUCACGAGGCGGCUCCAGCCCCGCUAGGUGUUGUGAUCCAUAGGUGUUGUGGUCCGGCUGACUUGUCUGCUUGAGACCAUGGGCUCUCAGCUGAGUGGCGGCCCGGGCGACCCUGAGCCAACGCAGCCGGAACCUGAGGGGCCAGCGCCACCGGAACAGGCCCCGCCGGAGCCGGAGCCGGAGCCUGGCCCUUGGGGGCCGCUGGACGACGUGCGCUUUCUCAUCGCCUGCACCUCCUGGUACUGACUCCGCCGCCUGGAAGGAUGACGAGCUGCCGCCCAGUCUUUGCAGCCUUGGCUCGGCUGGCCUCUUGUCUUCUCUCCCCAAGACUGCGUGUCUCUUCCCGAUCUCCGCAGAUAGGCAGAGGACCUGAAGAGGUCGGCCGGGGCCCGGAGCCCUGGAAGGGCUUCCUUGUGGGUACCGGUCAUCCCAACCUGAGCUUAUUCGCCCUCCCGCCAGGAGCCAAUGCCAGCUCUGACCUUCGUGUUUACCCCCACCCCUCUCCACCUGUUUGCCUGGGUGCAGCCUUCCCCAAACCAGAACCAGGCCAGGCCUUCUGGUGAGAUUCUAUGACUGCUGAUCGCC